Messenger RNA from Penicillium robsamsonii, 1374 nucleotides. Its product is annotated as acyltransferase family protein. Gene Ontology annotation, molecular function: acyltransferase activity, transferring groups other than amino-acyl groups. Gene Ontology annotation, biological process: polysaccharide biosynthetic process. Bases 1 to 1374 code for a protein of 457 amino acids. Gene Ontology annotation, cellular component: membrane. Lineage: Eukaryota; Fungi; Ascomycota; Eurotiomycetes; Eurotiales; Aspergillaceae. The record is from RefSeq and is a predicted model, not a curated record. The transcript has a single exon.
AUGGAGCGCAUUCUUUGGCUCGAUAGCCUCCGGGGCGUCGCCUCAGCUUUGGUAGUGGUACAUCAUUCAAAAAGCUCGGAGCCCAAGAGUAUCGUUGGUUUUUUGACCAGGUCCUAUUGGGAUGAACCGGCUGAAGAGAACCGUCGUCUUAUCCAACUCCCGCCCUUCCGACUUCUCUUCAAUGGCCCAUCAAUGGUGGCAUUGUUCAUGGUUAUAUCGGGCUAUGCGAUCUCGCUUCCUCUGCUCCGCUGCCGAGAGGAGAUUGGGGCAAGCAACUCGGGCUUCUUUCGUCGAUUAUGCUCUGCUGCAACUCGUCGAAUAUUUCGAAUUUAUCUGCCCUCUAUCGCCAUACUGUUUCUCAGCCAACUUGUGUACUUUUGUAAUGUGGUCCAGGGGAAGGCUGCGGAUGACUGGCUAGGUGGGCUAAAGCCAUUGACAGCGCCAUUGACCCAUAUCCAAUAUGUGCUUUCGAGGAUAGUGCAUCUGCUCGAUAUCAGCAACCAUCAAGUCGAUAUCAAUUUUGAUCACAACCGACCGGAUAUGCGCACCAUAAACUACCAGCUGUGGACAAUGCCAAUUGAGUUCCGUGGCUCGUGUGCUGUCUACUUGCUACUCGUGACAUUUUCAUUUUGGAGACCCCAACCUCGAUAUCUGGGAUUGGCAGGUGUGGCGAUGUAUUGGUUUUAUAUGGGACAUUGGGAUCUCUUUUCUUUCGUUGCCGGGAUUGUUCUUGCAGAGAGACACGUCGCAUCAGAGUCCAAGCCUGACGAAGAGAUUGCACUAUCAUACUCACCUUCACCUCUCGAGAUUCAAAAGCCUAUUGCCAAAUCCUGGAACCAAUUCGCAGAGAACAUAAAUCUCCAACAUCUUCGAAUAUCAGUGUCUUUCAUUCUAGGAUUGUAUUUCCUUUGCAUGUGCGGCGCUGACCGGUUAGCACGGGAGUACCGAUGGCUCAUCGUGACUCGAUCUCCUGAGUGGGAUAAUGCUGAGAUGAUGCCUCGGUGCUGGAGGAGCGUUGGGGCAGUUCUGAUGAUAUAUUCAGUCAGCAAAUAUUCGCUGCUUCAAAGACCGCUUAACUCACGACCACUGCAAUACUUGGGCAAAAUCUCAUUCCCGCUCUAUCUAGUCCACCCAACAGUCUAUCUUGUUCUCAAAUGGCCAGUUCGAGACUUUAUGUGGUGGGCCAUUACAAGAACGCCUUAUCCUGGUACUAUUGAGGCGAGCAAGCAUGCUCUACCGUUUUCCAUAGCUUGGAUGGGAACCAUGUUGUUGUUGGGCAUCGUUAUGGUGAUGGCAUCUGAACUUUGGAAUCGCUUCGUUGAUAUGAGGUGCAUAGCGCUUGCAAGAAAAUUCGCAAAAUGGGUUUCAUGUUAG